Messenger RNA from Drosophila navojoa, 741 nucleotides. RefSeq names its product Ecdysone-induced gene 71Ea. Lineage: Eukaryota; Metazoa; Arthropoda; Insecta; Diptera; Drosophilidae. The record is from RefSeq and is a predicted model, not a curated record.
CCGUCAAAACUUACCCAAGAAUAUCAGAACUUUUGACAUGAUUACUGAGGUGGUGGCGUAAGAAAUGAACUCUUGAUAAACUUGGCUAAAUUGCCAGCUAUUUAUAGUCGAAAUUCCAGAUGAGGAAGUGUGUGACUCACCUGUGAAACAGAUGUGCCAUUAUUUCAUUGAAAAUCUUUUGGGAAUAUGAUCAAUCCAUAUUCUUCGAUGCGUGCUCUAAAGAACAGCUGUUUGUCUAUAGCAUCUAUAGUUCGUGCUGCCUAUAUAAGCCAGCUGGAGCAUUCAGUGAGUAUCAGUAUCUGUUUAUAGAGCGGGCAAGAUGCAAAUUCAAAUCAUUUUCGUCGUCCUCCUGGUGAUCUGCUUCACGGCCAUCCACUCACAGAGGUCCGACUGUGACAGGAUCUACAACGCCUGUGUGUCCUGCCGAAGGAAUCGGAUGGACACCACUGAGCUAAAUAAUCUGUGUCGCAGGACGGUUCGGGACCGAGUCUGGCGAGAUCAAACCCAAUGUGAUUUGCAGCUGAUUUCCUGCAGAAAUCCUUGUCAGAAAUUGAACUGUCAAAACAUUGCCGCAGCAGCUAGAAUGCCGCCCAGGCGCCCGUAGUCCGCCUCAAGACAGCAUCUCAGGCAAAGAGGAAGAUUAUGUAACCGGCAUGUAGCGUUCCCCGAAUGCUGUUGAUUUAAUUAAAAUAAACAAUGCAAUACAUUUCAAUAUGCUUUUAAUACAUUUGUGUUAGUCCU